Telopea speciosissima is the source of this 2085-nucleotide messenger RNA. RefSeq names its product pentatricopeptide repeat-containing protein At1g11290, chloroplastic-like. The record is from RefSeq and is a predicted model, not a curated record. Gene Ontology annotation, biological process: RNA modification. Lineage: Eukaryota; Viridiplantae; Streptophyta; Magnoliopsida; Proteales; Proteaceae. The transcript has a single exon. Gene Ontology annotation, molecular function: RNA binding; protein binding. The coding region runs from base 313 to 2085 and encodes 590 amino acids.
UGUUAAACAAUCUCUUCUCCAUCUGAAAGCUGAACCAGUAACAUUAAAUCGAUCCAAGCUAAGGCUAUUCGCAGGUUCUUAGUUUCUGCUCGAUCUAAUUGGUUGAUUAAGACUAAAAUCUUUAUGCCUAUAAAUUAUUUUGCUCCAACUCACCAGGUAUACAACGACACUAUCAUAGCCUGAUUUUGGGGGUUUUUGUUAUCAGAGAUGUGAAUGAAAUGGAUGACCCAUUAACUGAGAUUGUAGCAGAAAGGAAGAGCAGCAGCAGAAGACAACCCAUUACCAAUCUGAUCUUUGAAUAUUGGUUCAUCCAUGUUGAUGAACUUUCUGAGAAGACUGCAACUUGUGUGGUCUAUACACUCUAUACCAUCUUUCUUCAGUACCAACUACCAUUCCCUCCCUUACAACUACCUUUUGAACUCUUGUUCCUCUCUUACUGACCUCAAAAGAAUCCAUGCUCGUAUUCUAGCAGAUGGGUACUCCCAAAACUUGGUUGUUGUCACAAAGCUAAUCACACUGGCUUCUAAUGUAGCUCCUUCCAUGGCCUAUGCUCGUAAACUGUUCGAUGGAGUGUCUGAGAGAGACGUCUUCAUGUGGAACACCCUGAUCAGGGGAUACACUGAUUUGGGUCCAUGCGAGGAAGCUUUAAUUCUUUACAAAGAUAUGCAUUCAUCUGGGUUCUUGCCUGAUCACUACACUUUCCCCUUUGUGAUUCGAUCCUGUGCUGUUCUCUCUGCUCUGCAGGAUGGGAAAGAAGUGCACUGCAAUAUAAUAAAGAAUGGUUUUGAUCUGGAUGUGUUUGUUCAGAGCUCCUUGGUUACUAUGUACUCCCAAAGCGGUGAGACUUUGAAUGCUGAGUUGAUUUUUGAAGAAAUGGCUUUAAGGAAUAUAGUUUCUUGGACUGCCAUGAUUGCGGGUUAUGUACAGAAUGGUUUUUAUAAGGAGGGACUGUGUGUUUUUAGGAGAAUGGUCGCUUCUGGGAUUCAACCCAAUGCGGUUACCCUUGUCAGUAUUCUUCCUGCUUGUGCAGGGUUGGAAACCUUGAAUUUAGGAAAAUUGAUUCACGGUUAUGGGAUUAAAUUGGGUGUGGAUUCUGAUAUCUCAUUGGUGAAUUCUUUGAUUGCCUUAUAUGGUAAGUGUAGAAACAUCAAGAUAGCUCGGUCAUUGUUUGAUCAGAUGGUGACCAGGAACUCGGUAUCAUGGAAUGCCAUGAUUGCUGCAUACGAACAAAGUGAUGCUGGUGGGAAAGCAAUUAAGCUCUUCUGCAGGAUGCAAAAUGAGAGGUUGGAAUUUGAUUACAUCACGUUGGUCAGUGUGAUUUCCGCUUGUGCUAGUUUGGGAGCAUUGAACACGGGACGAUGGGUACAUGAACUUGUCUCUAGAAAAGGACUUGAAACUAAUGCUUCAAUAGCAAAUGCGCUUAUAGACAUGUAUGCCAAAUGUGGAAGCAUAGAUUUAGCCAAAAAUGUUUUUGAGAUAUUGCCACAAAGAAGUGUUAUAUCUUGGACUGCCUUGAUUGGGGCUUGUGCAGCUCAUGGGCAUGGAGUAUAUGCGUUGGAGCUCUUCCAAAAAAUGCAAGAGGAGGGGGUGAAACCAAAUACAUUCACUUUCACUGCUGUCUUAACUGCUUGUAGGCAUUCCGGUCUUGUAGAAGAAGGGAGAAGGUAUUUUGACAGCAUGAGCAGAGACUACUCUAUAAUGCCUGGUGUAGAGCAUUGCUCAUGUAUUGUAGAUCUUCUUGGUCGAGCUGGUCGGCUAAUAGAAGCUUAUGAAUUCAUCAAGAUGAUGCCAGUGGAACCAGAUGUUGGUGUCUGGGGGGCUUUGCUUGGUGCUUGCAGAAUCCAUUGGAACCUUGAGCUGGCUGAGCGUGUUGCUAUGCAUCUGUUCCAAUUAGACCCUCAAACUGUCACAUACUAUGUGCUUAUGUCAAACAUCUAUGCAGAAGCCGGCAGAUGGGAAGAUGUAGCAAGGAUGAGACUGCUGAUGAAAGAAAGAGAGUUGAAAAAGAUACCUGGCUGCAGUUUUGUAGAGAUAAAUAGGAGGUUCCAUACAUUUCUAUCAGGACCAAAAUCGCGUACUUCAUGA